Molecule: messenger RNA, 2182 nt
Organism: Parasteatoda tepidariorum (common house spider)
Lineage: Eukaryota; Metazoa; Arthropoda; Arachnida; Araneae; Theridiidae
Product: thiol S-methyltransferase TMT1A
Molecular function (GO): S-adenosylmethionine-dependent methyltransferase activity
Source: RefSeq, a predicted model, not a curated record
AAUCCUUGGAAAUUCCUGGUUGUAUUUAUAGUAGACAGAAUAUAUUAGUAUUAUUUUUACUUGGAAUAAAUUUAUAUAAAAUCAGGUUGACAUUAUUUUAAGUUUAUUCGCUAAACGACAAUUUAAUAUAAACACUAUAGCAUAAAAGUUUCGUCAAAAUGAUUGAAAUUUUCUUUUACAUUUUCUUAACAAGUCUGUGGUGGGCCGCAUCUCUUUCAAUUCUACUGCCAUUGGUGAUACUGCUCCUUUUCAGCCAGAAAUAUAACUAUGCUUGGUUCUCUUUUUUCUACUCUAAUAUAGUUAAAAUACUAUUUUAUCCACAAAUCCUACCCCUAAGGAAGAAGAUUUUUAGAAUUUUGGAGGAGAACCUUCCUGGCAGAAAAAAAUCCAUCCCUCUGGAAAUAUUAGAAAUUGGAAUCGGACCUGGUGCAAACUUGCAGUUUUAUCCAGAAAAUUCCAAUCUCACUGUUCUCGAUGUUAAUCCUUCCUUUCUUGAAGUAUUUAACAAAAAUAAGAAGAACUACCCUCAGGUGAACUACAAAAAAACAAUCCUAAAGCCAGCUGAAGAUAUGUCAGAAAUUCCUGAUGAUACAUUUGAUGUUGUUGUCAGUACCCACGUUUUGUGCUCGGUUAAGAAUGUCGAAAAUGCCUUAAAAGAAGUCAAAAGAGUUUUGAAGCCGAAUGGAAAAUAUCUUUUCCUGGAACACGUUGCCUAUCCAAGGAAUCAAGCAGGAUAUUUCAUUCAGAAUUAUGUGGCACCUAUUUGGAGGCUCUAUCUUGCAGGAUGCAAUCCCAAUCGAACAUCUGCAGAAUAUAUAAAGAAAGCAGGUUUCAAAGAUGUCCACGUUGAAGUCAGCUACUUAUCGGCACUUAUGGUGUAUUUUAGACCAAAUAUCCUGGGAAUCGCCACGAAAUAAUUUCUACUCAUAACUUUAGAACAAUUUAAAUUCUUUGAAAGAUAGCAAUUGAAACCUUUACAAAUAAGGAACUACGUGUAUGGAAAUUCAAAAAUGAUACAUAAAGUAUUCUGUAAAGACCGCCCUAACGUAUACAUAAUUUUAUUUUGUAUUGAAAAUGAAAUUUUUAAAAAAAUUCGUUCCUUAGGAGCAGGAAGUUAGUAUUUAAACCAGAAUAAAGAAAAAAAUUGCUAUCGAAAUUUAAUUGCUGAGGAAGGCGAGACUAAAAAUAUCAAAACCUAAUUGAUCAUAGCGUAAUUAAAAGAUGAUUAAGAGAAACACACUUCCAAGUUUCAUCAAGCAAACAAACUAGUUAGAUGUUUCGUAUCCCGCUUUUCUCACUAGUGAUUUGGCAGAUUUCGCUGUUGUACAUACAGUUACAAUGUUUCUAAAAAUAAAUAAAAGAGGGGAUACGGAACAUCCUGCAUAUUUUUUAAACCACUGAAAUAUGAUGGAACCACUUUAUCUUUAUCCGUAAAAUAUUCGUUCUUUUUGUUACUUUUUUAAUUUGGUUUUUGUUUUUAAUUACCAUUAUUUUUCAUUUUUUACCUAAUUUGGAAACUGAAAAUUUAUAUUUGAGAUUUGAAAAUUAAUUAUUUGAAAUAUCUAUCAAAUUUAAGAAAUUUCGUAGCGAUUAUUUUAGAUAGUUUAAUACUUUUAUGUUGUCUGAAUCAAUUUUGUCAUUAAUAUCUAAAUGUCUUUUUUUUUUAAUUUAGGAAAUUUUUUUGCUUGUAUGUAUAUAUAUGUUGCAUGACUUUUUACAAUAUUAAAAUAAACUUCAGUCAUUUUCCAUUCUUCCUCGAAAUAAAAUUUAGGAAAUUUCAUUGUAAUUAUUUCAUAUAUUGUUUAUAAAUCAACUGUAUUACGUGAGAUCUUGUUUUGCACAUAAUAUUUAAUUUUUAUUUUGAAACAGUUUGAUAAUAUUGACUGUCAUAAGUUGUUCCUUUUAUUUUUUAUUUAGUAAUUAUUAGUAUCAACAAAUUUAUCGAUUUUUUUAAUUGUUAUUUCCCUUUUUUCUUUAGAAAAUAGCUAAGCUUUAAUUAUUUUUUUUUAGUAACAAUUUUGUAUAUAAAAAUGUUAAGUUGUUUGGUUCUCGUAUUUUAUAUUAUUUUCGUUCGGGCACUAUCUCAAAUUAUUUCAAUCUCAAUUCAAACAAUAUCGUAUUGUAUGCAUUUUAUACGUUUGUAUCGUAUUUUUUUUAAAAAUAAAAUUAAAAUGUUCUUUUA